GACGACCGGGACGGCGGACCGUGCAUUUGUACUUUUUUUGGGUUACUAGUGAAGGAGACAGCUGCUGUUUUCUCACGUUGGAGGUUGUUUCUUGCAAAUAUUAUCCAGAGAGACUUGUUUCCUACUUGGUCCAAACUCGAUGUGAGUGACUCCUGACUAUCAGUCUGCAACCCCGCCUGUGUGACUGCCGGCAUAAACAUACAGAAGCGUUUCCACCAAAAGCAGCAGCAUACGUUCUGCAAACUGUCAGCCGCUCGGAGAAACAAACAGCGAGGCAAACAACCUGCAGGGUAUUUAACCAGUUUGACCAACAGGCACCAAAAAGCCGAGAGAAGUUAGUCACACUGAAGGGCAGCCAUGUUGAUCAUCUUAGCCUUCAUCAUCCUCUUUCAUCUAGCUGCAGCCAUUCUGCUCUUUGUUGCCACCAUUCACAAUGCAUGGUGGGUGGUAUCAGCACCUGGCCGUGACGUAAUCUACAGUGACUUGUGGUACACCUGUAACUCCACCUGCAACCCGAUUGAGAACAGUCACACUAAAGAUGCAGCUUAUCUGCAGGCAGUCCAGGCUACCAUGAUCCUUGCCACCAUUUUAUGUUGCGUCAGUUUCUUCGUCUUCAUCCUACAGCUCUUCAGAAUCAAACAGGGAGAGCGAUUCAUUUUCACAGCCAUUAUCCAGAUCUUGGCCUCUGUAUGCGUGAUGAUUGCGGCGUCCAUAUACACGGCCGAGAACGCCAGCUUCCAUGUGGUUGGACUCAAGAAUGGCUCAUACGGCUCCUCUUAUAUUGUGGCAUGGAUCAGCUUCCCUAUGACUCUGAUCAGCGGCCUCAUGUACCUGGUGCUCAAGAAACGCAAAUAGACGCGAUAGGCUUUAAAUAAACAAUAUUCAAAUUCUAAAAAUGGGAACUUGAACAUAUGUGAGUACAAACAAACAAUUUUCCUCAUCAAAAAAUUCUCUUUUUAACCCUUAUUUUUAUUUUUUUAUUGGAAUCUGCUUCAAAUUCUGCAUAGUUUCAACUCAAAAGUGCAAAUCUAGACUAUUGACAAGAAAACAUUUAACAACACUUUUUUUUUUGUCCAUCUUACUCCUGACCUUGUUCUUGAUGGUACAUUGUUCUUACUGAAUGUGGCAAAGAUGGCUCUUGGUGCACAGUCCUUUUUUCUCCCCUUCUUUUAUGUAUGGUAGGCACUACGAUAUGUUUCUGGAAUCAUCUAAGGCGAGAAGUUCACUCUGAUUCGUAUCCUUACCUUUGCCAGCAUGGCACACUGUGUUGGUUAGCUCCAUUUACAUAAUGUCAAAUCAUCUCGAUGCAAAUGCACACCACAGGUGCCUUUGCUGCAUUCAUCACCCAGCCACUGCUCUGCAUAGUCGAGGCUCCGGAGGAUCCUUGCUGCAUUUUGUGAGAACUUACCUUCACUGUCCUCCUUUUCCCUCAGCAAAAACACAGGAUGUGAGCUCUGCUCCAACACACUGAUUUAUCUCCCCCUGUUGUGCCGCUGUCUCCUGCUUUCUACCAACUCCAGUCAUAGGACUGUUUCAAGCAAAAGGAUAAUAGCUGAAGAAAAAGGUUGGGAGUCUGACUGGGAGAUAUUGCCUGGACUUUCUAAAGGCUCGUUUUUUUUUUAUUUUUUAAAUCUUUUUUGUGAAGCUUUACUCAACAGACUUUACUUUGUACAUUUUUGCUGUGUAUGUAUAGUUGAGGUUAGACUUAAAUGAUAAAAUUAUAUAAUAAAAGACAAAUAAACAUAUUAACCACAGCAUUAGAAGUAUAGUGAAGAAGUAGUUUGAGAUACAUGUAGGAUUUUAACCUGUUAUGUUCUUAUGUUACUACUUGUGUUUUAAUGGUUAGAAAGGAACCAAUGAUUUGCUGUGAUGUUUGGGAUUUCAAAUGACAACAUAGAAAUGUGUAAACUUGAAAGAAGAAUGAACAUUUCUUUGUUAUUAUUACGCUUGUUUUGUUCACAGCUUCGCUGAAGCUAUUUAUUGUUUAAAACCACUGUUUUUUAUUAGAUUUUAGCAUCGUGUGACUGCCGAUGGAUGAAGUAAUUGCCACAUUUUUCCCUGUUUGGUCCAUUCCUGGAACAUUUCUAACAUUUCUAAGCACCUACAUGUGCUCCAGCAUUUAAUAAUUAGUUGGGUGUUAUAACUGCCACCAAUUCCUGUCAUUAUUUUUGAAAGAAUUGCAUUUGUAUUUGUUAUUGUGAUAUUUGUGGGUAUUGGUUUUAGGGUAAAGCAGUUUGCAAAACCA
This is a messenger RNA of Archocentrus centrarchus (flier cichlid), 2245 nucleotides long. It is a transcript of the gene emp2, whose product is annotated as epithelial membrane protein 2. The record is from RefSeq and is a predicted model, not a curated record. Bases 358 to 855 code for a protein of 165 amino acids. Gene Ontology annotation, cellular component: plasma membrane. The transcript is spliced from 5 exons. Lineage: Eukaryota; Metazoa; Chordata; Actinopteri; Cichliformes; Cichlidae.